Messenger RNA from Rotaria sp. Silwood1, 4029 nucleotides. The record is from the annotation of a GenBank genome assembly. Lineage: Eukaryota; Metazoa; Rotifera; Eurotatoria; Philodinida; Philodinidae.
AUGAUAACUGCUGCCGCCGAAACUGCAGCAAGAACAACUAUUCUCACCGAAACUACUCCCACAAUCACUGGUGCAACAGCAGAGUCAAAUAUGACUGGUGCCACCGCAACUGCCGCAACCAUAUCUGGUAUCAUACAAACUACUGCCAUUAUCAGUAGUGUCGCAUUAACUGCCGCUACGAUCAGCGACGGCACCCAGACUGAUACAAGAAUGACUGGUGCGACCGGGUCUAAUGCGUCCAUGAGUCGUGCACCAGCUACUGCUGCAAUACUAACUGAUCUCACCGAAACUGCCGCAACAAUGGCUCUUGCAACAGCAGCUGCAAAUAUGACUGCUGCCACCGAAACCACUACAACAAUAACUAGUAACGCCGAAACUAGUGCCAGAGAACCUGCUCCGACAAAUAUCACUGGUGCCACAAGAACUGAUGCAACAGCAACUGUUCGAACGGUAACUGGUGCCACGCCAACUGCUGCAACAAUAACCGGUAUCACCGAAACUACUGCCACAAUCUCUGCUUCCGCAGGAAACGCUGCUUCAAUGACUUAUACCACCAGUGCUGCUACAAGAAUCAUUGAUAUCACAAGAACUGAUGCCGCAAUGAGUGGAGAAACAGCAACUGGUCCAACGAUAACUGGUACCAUCGCAACUGCUGCAACACUAACUGGCCUCGCCCAUACUGCCGCAACCGUGACUGGUGCACCAGCGGCUGCUGCAAAUAUGUCUGGUGCCACCGCAACUGCUGCAACGAUAACUGGUGUCCCCGAAACUGCGGCCACAAUCACUAGUGCAACAGCAACUGCCUCUGCAAUGACCGGUGCCGGCGCAGCUGCUACGAGAGUCGCUGGUGCGACAGAAACUGAUGCCUCAAUGAGUGGUGCAACGGUAACUGCUGCAACGAUAAUUGGUGCCUCCGUAAACGCUGCAACAGUAACUGGUAUCUCCGAAACUAAUCCGACAAUCACUGGUGCUACAGGAACUGCCGCUGGCACCACCGGUGCCACAGAAGCUGUUGGAAUAUGGUCUGGUGCAACAGCAACUGCGGCAAUGGUUGCUGGAAUUACGGAAACUGCCACGAGAAUUACUGGCAGGUCGAUAGCUGCUGCAAAUGUGACUGGUGCCAUCGCAACUGCCCGAACAAUUACUGGUAUCACGGAGGCUACUGUCACAAUCACGGGUGCGACAGGCACUACCGCUACAAUCACCCAUAACUCAGCAACUGCUACAAGUAACACUGGUGUCAAAGGAACUGUGGGAACGAUGACUAGCGGCAUCGGAAUUCCAGCAGCAAUCUCUGAUGGCACGGGAUCAGUUGCAACAAUGACCGUUGGAGUAGCAAGCUCUGGAGCGAUCACUGGUGCCUCGGAAUCUGCUACAGGAAUGAAUAGUGUAACGGAAACCUCCCCAACGCUGAGUGGUGCAACUGCAGUUGUUACGAUGUUGAGUGGCACUACAGGAAAGGCUGGAAUAGGAACUAGUGGCGCGGCAACUGUCGCAACUAUGAAUGGCGGAAGCUGGACUGCUCCGACAUUAACUGGGCUCGCCGAAAGUAGCACUUCAAUUAGUGUUGCAUCAGCAGCUGCUGCAACUAUGACUACGGCCGGUGCAACUGCUGGAUCAAUCGGUUCUGCCACGCAGCCCGCUGGAUCAAUGUCUGGUGCAACAGGAACUCCUGCCACAAUGGCUGGUGCCACUGCAACUCUUGGAACAAUAAGCAGUGUGACGGAUACUCCUGUCACCAUUGCUGGUGCGGCGGCAACUGAUACUGCAAUCACUGAUGCCAUAGGAACUUCUGCAACAGUGAGUGGUGCAACCGCAACAGCUCCUGCAGUAAGUGGUGGGACUGCAACUGCUGGAACGAUGAAUAAUCCCAUAGUCGCUGCUUUGACGAUGACCGGUGUCAGUGGAACUGCCGUAACCAUAACUAGUGUCCCGGAAGCUACUGCUACAGUCAGUGGCGCCACUGCACCUGGUGAAACAAUGGCUGGUGCCGUAGCAGGUGCGGCAACAAAAACUGGUGUUACCGUAACAGCUGCAACAAUAAGUGGUGCCGCCGCAACUGCUCCAACCGUGAUUGAUGCCUCGACCGCAAUUGCAACAGUGAUUUUUAUGACGGAGUCUACCGCAACCAUGAUGGGUGUCACCGCACCUGGUGCGACUAUUAGUGGUGACACAGCAAGUGCUGGAAUAGUAACUGGUGCCGCAGCAAGUCCUGUAAGAGUGGCUGAUAUCACCGGAACAACGGGAACGCUAACUGACAUCUCAGCAACUGCUGCACAAGUUUCUGGUGCCACGGCACCUGCUGCCACACUGACUGCUUCCACAGUCCUUUCAGUUACAAUCGCUGGUGGCACAGCAACUGCUGCCGCAAGCACUGCCUCUCCAUCGACUGCUCCAGCAUUGAUUGAUGCAACAGGAACCGUUGCAACAAUUAACGGUACCACCGCAACGGCUGGACCAUUCACUCUUCCCGUAGCAAGUGCUGUGACGAUGGCUUAUGUCACGCCAAAUACCAGCGCAGUAAGUGGUGCUAUCACAACUAGUACAGUAAUGCCUAGUGUCACCGCAACUGCUGCAACAAUAACUGGUGUAACUGGAACUGCCGCAGCAGUGAGUGCGGCAGCAACAACUGCUGCAACAAUGACUAGUGUCAGCGAAAUCGCUGCCACAAUCACUGCUGCCACAGGAGCUUCCGCAACACUGACUGGUGCCACCGAAACUGCAGCAACAGUUACUCGUGCGACCGCAAGUACUGCAACAAUAACUGGUCUUACCGAAGCUGUCGCAACAAUAACUGGUGCAACAGCAGCUGCGGCAACUAUGACUGCGGCCAGCGCAACUACUGCAACGGUAACUGGUGUCACCCAAACUACUGCCUCAAUGACUGGUGCCACACAAACUAAUGCAAAAAUGACUGGUGCAACAGCAACUGCUGCAACAAUAACUGGCGUCACGGCAACUGCUGCCACAAUGAGUGGCGCGGCCGCAACUGAUCCAACUAUGACUGGUGCCAGCGGAAUCGCCGUAACAAUGGCUGCUAUCACGGAAACUGCGGGAACAAUUGCUGGUGACGCUGGAACUGUUGGACAAAUAAGUGGUGCCACCGCAACUGCUGCACAAAUGUCGGGUGCCACGGCAGGUGCUGCAAUAAUCUCUGGCGUCACCGCAAGUGAUGCCAGAAUCAGCGGUGCCACUGCAGCCAUUGCAACUAUGAGUGGUAUCACCGAAACUGCCGCAACAGUAACUGGUGUCACCGCAACGGCGGCAAGAAUAACUGAUGUCAUCGCGACUACUGCAUCACUAAGCGGUGACACAGCAAGUGCUGCAAGAAUGACUGCUGCCACCGCAGCUGCUGUAACAAUGACUAAUGCCAGCGUAAGCGCGGCAGUAGUGGGUGGUUCCACAGUAACUGCUGGAACUAUGGCUGGUGCCGGUGCAGCUGCUGUCAUAAUAACUGGUUCCACGGCAGGUGGUGCUACAAUGACUGCUGCCACUGGAAGUUUUGGGACAAUCACUGGUGCCACCGCAACUGCUGCAACAAUCACUGGUGCCACAGCAACUGCUGGAACUAUGACUGGCGUCGGCGCAGCUGCUGCAACAAUGAAUACUGCCACGGCAAGUUUUGAAACAAUGACUGCUGUUGCAUCCACUGCUGGAGCAAUGGCUGGUGCAGCUACAUCUGUAGGAACGCUGACUGAUCUGACGUACGCUGCUGCAGCAAUGUCUAGGGCGACAGCCACUGCAGUAACAAUGACUACUGUGACAGCCACUGUUGUAACAAUGAGUGUCACAACUACAACUGCGGCAGCAGCAAUUGCAACAACAGGAACUGUUGGAACCGUAAGUGUUGUAGCAACAACGGUUUCAACAGGGACGACUAUCACGGCAGCUGGUGCGGCAUCCACUGUCGCAACAGGCGCAACCGCUUUGGCAACAAUGGGCACCAGUGUGGGAACAGUGACGACAUCGAGAAUGAUAACGACUGGUGCAACAACUAUAGGUAUUGUCUUUACUCGUAAAAAUGACUGA